This is a messenger RNA of Parus major (Great Tit), 3460 nucleotides long. RefSeq names its product retinol binding protein 1 (gene RBP1). Lineage: Eukaryota; Metazoa; Chordata; Aves; Passeriformes; Paridae. The transcript is spliced from 4 exons. Bases 23 to 403 code for a protein of 126 amino acids. Gene Ontology annotation, cellular component: nucleus; cytosol. The record is from RefSeq and is a predicted model, not a curated record. Gene Ontology annotation, biological process: vitamin A metabolic process; retinoic acid biosynthetic process; fatty acid transport. Gene Ontology annotation, molecular function: fatty acid binding.
UUGACAAUCACCUGAAGCAGGGAUGCCUGCAGACUUCAAUGGCUAUUGGAAAAUGGUCAGCAAUGACAAUUUUGAGGAGUAUCUGAAAGCACUGGAUGUAAAUGUUGCUGUAAGAAAAAUAGCAAACCUGCUGAAGCCUGACAAAGAAAUCCUUCAGAACGGGGAUCAUAUGAUCAUUAAAACGCUAAGCACUUUUAGAAACUACAUCAUGGAAUUUGAUGUAGGGAAGGAGUUUGAGGAGGAUUUAUCUGGGGUGGACGAUCGCAAGUGCAUGACCACUGUGUCUUGGGAUGGAGAUAAGCUGCUUUGUGUACAGAAUGGAGAGAAGGAAGGCCGUGGUUGGACCCAGUGGAUCGAAGGAGAUGAAAUGCACCUGUCCUGUUUAGGAAAGCUGGGAGCCUGAUCUAACAUGGAAUCCUGGAACCACAGACUCACAGAAUGGCCUGGGUUGGAAGGGACCUCAAAGAUCCUGCAGUUCCAGCCUGCCAUGCACAGGGACACAGCAUGGAGAAAAGGAGCUUCAGAAACAGCCAUUGCAAAGUCUGCAGUUAGCCCAGCAGGGAUGGUAAACUUCCUGAACUCUGCUAUUUCAAUGGUGCUGCAUCUUGUGAGUGCUGUAACAGACAUAUAAUUCAAUUUUCUAAAGUUUUGGAGUUUGCUUUACUUCAGAAAGCACACAGAAGAUUUUAUCCAUGAAGACUUAAGCAUCCCCAUGUGAUAAAUAGGUGAAUAACUCUCCUUCUCCACAUCAGUUUUUGUGUUACCAUUGCAACAGCUGUUGAUACCACUCAGAAUUACAGAUGUGCAAUGAAAUUAUUUAAGUUCCCCCAUAUUUUUUUUUUAUUUGCAAUACUUAUUGGCUGAGGAAAUAUACUCUGGGAAAUAUACUUGAGUCUGAUCAGCUAGGUCUAUGCAGAAGCUGCUUUUCUGUCCUGGAAGAGUGUGUUAGCCAGCCAGCUGUGUGUCCAUAGCUGAACAGAUGUCCUGUCAGACAGACAGACCACCAGAUCAUGGGGAUCGACUUUUCUGGUACUUGGAGUGGGACAGGUCAAAACUGGUUACAAUUAAAUAAGGUUAAAAGGGUGUAGGAGAGGGAAAGUAUCAGAAACCUGUGGAUCUUGGGCUAAAAUGCUUCUCUGCUUAAGGGGAAUUGCAAAUACUUGCCUAUUUUAAACACUGUUUAUCAUUUUACACGAGGUUGAGGAUAUGCCAGUUGCCCAAUUUUAGUGCAUCAGUAAUUUUUUUUUUUUUUUUCUUGAAAGAUUAUUGGGCACAGAAACUUUUUUCCUUCGAGUUUCUAAUUAUUGAUUUCAUAAUCAUGGACACCCUCCAGGCAUCUUUUCACUCUUCAGCCCCAAGGAGAGCAACAGAACAAACAAGUAACUGCAAUAAAGUGAUGGCUCACACCACUAUCCCCAGAUAAACUUGACAGGAUUUUUUUUUAAUGUUCAGCACUGACUGAGACCUUUUUUGAAAUGUAGUUUUCCUUCAACAGAACUUGGCAGUUCAUAACCCUUAAUUCACCAGCUGUCUUCUGAUUUUUGCCUCCAGCUCUCUCCAGUCUUGUGUAACAUUCAAAACUCUUUUUGCCGAAGGUUGUAAGUGGAUCAAUUAACAUCUAGCUAAGUAAAUCCAAUUGUUAAAAGCUAUUAUUAUUGUAAUCAAACAGACAGCUUUUCCCCUUUGGGUCAUUUGGUACAAGGGCAAAUUUAGCACCGUACUAAUAACUAAUGGCCUAUCAAGCAGAAGCAAUGUAACCUGCUGCUAAUUAUGGAGGAAAGGCAAGCUCACAAAGCACUUUCACAGCUCAUGGAUGGAAAACACAGAAACUUCAGAAAUGUUUAACUUUGAAUAGAUUAGUUUCAAAUAAUUUCAAUUGCUUGUCAUUAUAAUUGUAACCUCCUAUCUCACUGCAGCAACCCUUUCCCUUGGAAAAGGAAAUUAUGUUCAUUCAUUGCUUCCAUGACGAUGGUUUCCAAUUAAUGUGUGUAAAAUUAACCAUGCUGUUUCCAUGAACAUUUAACAACUGUUCUCAUGAAAUGUAAUUUAAAACUUUCUCCAUAAAAUAGCUGCUUACUGAGUGAGCAUUCUACAAUUACUUGACAAACAUCUGCCUCCCUGCUAAUUUUUUAACUACCUAGUAACCAAGACCUUCACAGGGAAUUCAUACUCAGAUUUGCUUGCUACUCAAGAACCAAACUUAAUAUUGAUUUUCUUGACCGGCAACAAACUUUCAGCCAUAGUUUGCCAAUAUCCACUCUGUUCUACAGAACUGCAAUACCUUCAGAUAGUGGGAAUUUUAUAUUUUGUUAGGAAAGACCAGUGCCUACAGAAGUAGUGUGAAUGGAAAGUGUAAAUAGAACAGACUUUUCCCAUUGUUGAGAAAACACUUUUUGUUUACUUGAACCUGCAACCCACAGGUACAUUGUAAUGUAAUUCCUCCCAGCAAACAGCCAUUCCCUGUUUUGUCUCAGGUUCUCUUUACCCCUUUCAGUGUAUAAACUUGGCUGCUCUCAUCUCUUACAAUCUAAGCCAUGGGAACAAGUAUGGAAAUAAGAAUUGGGGUUAUAGUCUACAUUUAUACAACAGCCCAGCUGUGAAGGUUGGGGAGGAGCUCCUUACCAUGAUCUUUGUAACAGUUUUAUUGUUAAAUAAACACGGGCUGAAUGGCAAAUUUCUCACAGCCAGGAUGAGCAGCAGAUUCCCCAAGAGUCUCUCCUGGGAGCAACACUGGAGCACAGCAGAGUCCUGGUGUGCCAUGGAUGGGCUCCCCUGGGUGCAUCCACUUCCAUCAAGCUCUGCCAUUUGCUUGGCUCUACUCUCUGAAACUUGACAGCAAAAAGCAAGAGUUCACCUCUGCAACAUUAAUAAAACUUCCUAGUAUGUAUCAUUUUGUAUUCUAUUCUCUUUUGGACAGCCUCAUCUGUAUUCACAGAACAGACUCCCAGCUAUUCAUCCUUUCACCCUCUAUCAGUAGCACAUUUGUCUUGGAUUAUUACCUGGGUGGUACAGCUAUUUCUAUUUUAAGACAGGGGUUUUUUCCCCUCAAAGCAAAUGUUUAUUUAAAUAAUUUGCUCCUGUCUAGGAAAAGUGCACACAAAAGUAGAGUCCCUUCAGUAGCAUGUAUUUUAUUACCAGGACAAGCACUUUCUCUAUAUUAAUAGCUAAUUAUAAGAAUCCACACUGAACACUUAAACAAAAUGGCAUUUCAGUUCUUCACCAAACCCUUCGAUAAAACUGCAUGGCAAUUAAGUUUCUGCACCAUGGAGGAAAAUGGCAACAUUCUUAUUAAAGGAAGGGAGGAAAGAAGGAUAGAAAACAGUCUGUGGUUAUUGACUCUACACUUAUUUACAUAACAAGAGACCAUUUGUUUUGUGGUACACCACUAUCCUAGUGCUGAGCAAAUAAAAGGUCAAUAUUGUGACAAGAGCAUUCCAAAUUUAAAAGAUUUUAUUUAAAU